GGCUGUGGGCGGGAGACUGCCAACGGUUUGGAGUGCAGGGAAAGGAACCUGAGCGAGGAAGAUGUCCUAGUCUUCCUGGAUCGGCAGCACUGGAGGGUAGAGGAUAUCAGGCGAGACUCCAGGGCGCCACAACUUUUAGGGGACACCUGAGGGCAUGAUUGAGCGCUCACCAGGUUUCUUUAGGGACAGGAGGGAGGGAAGGAUUCUAGGGAGCCUAGUUAUGGCUUAGUUGCCAGCAGUAGAGGGAAGUGUAGAAGAGUUUGACCCUGUGCAGAAUGUGUGCAGUGAGUGGAGAGGUGUGAGGCAGCGGAGAGUGUGAGCUUCCUCCCCGUGGAGCCAGUUGAGGGGCAAGUGAAACUACUGGAAGGAAAGUAGUUCCAUGUUGGAUUUGGGUGGAUCCAUUUCAAUCUGCAUGUUCUGGGUGUAAUUUCGGAGCUCAGUUUGACCAGAGAUAUAGCCUUUACCGAAGCUGAUCUGCAACGUUCUGGUCUCCAGAGCAACUGCAGUGGUGCUGUUGCCCACAGUAGGUCUUCUGUCCUCACUCCUCCCUGCUGCAUCCUCUUUUUCCACCAUUCCCAGGACCAACAGAAAGAAAUACUUCAGCCCAUGGCCUCUGAAAUUGGUGGAAACCUGUCCUCUAACCAGAAAAGCUCCGUCCUCAUUUUCAUCAAGGCUCCUUGUUUAGCAGUUUUCCUCCUUUAUUCCCAAAUUUUCUUCUCCUGCGUUUUUUCCUGGGCUCUCCGAAAGCAGAGCAGGAGAUCCUAUCUCUGCAGCCUCCAUAGUCUGCCCUGUGCUCGUGAUGACCUCAGCUGCCAGCCCCAGUUCACCUCUCCGCGCAGAGGAUCUCCUGAGUGAUUCAUCUGAAGCCCCUGGACUGAACCAAGUGUCCUCCGAGGUCACCUCUCAGCUCUAUGCUUCUUUGCAUCUGAGUCGUCAGGCAGAGGCCACAGCCCGAGCCCAGCUGUACUUACCUGCCACCUCCCCACCUCACGAGGUGUUAGAUGGCUUGGCUCAGGAGCUCAGUCACAGCUUGUCCGUUGGACUGGAAAACAAUUCGAAGAAAAAGGAUGGCUGCAAGCAUAUCUUUGAGAUGGAGAGUGUUCGGGGUCAACUCCAGAGUAUGCUCCAAACUUCACGUGAUACAGCUUAUCGGGAUCACCUCACUCCAGGUGCUGGCUCAGAGAGACGGGAAGAGGACUCCUUUGACAGUGACAGCACAGCUACCUUGCUUAACACCCGGCCUCUACAGGACUUAUCUCCAUCCAGCUCAGCCCAAGCCCUGGAGGAGUUGUUUCCCCGCUAUACUAGCCUUCGCCCAGGGCCUCCACUCAACCCCCCAGAUUUUCAGGGGCUGAGAGAUGCACUGGAUUCAGAGCAUACUCGUCGCAAGCAUUGUGAGCGCCAUAUCCAGAGCCUGCAGACCCGAGUGUUAGAGCUACAACAACAGUUAGCCGUGGCUGUAACUGCUGACCGCAAGAAAGAUCUCAUGAUUGAACAACUGGACAAGACCCUGGCCCGAGUGGUGGAAGGCUGGAACCGGCACGAAGCUGAGCGGACAGAGGUGCUUCGGGGACUCCAGGAAGAACGCCAGGCUGCUGAACUCACUAGAAGCAAACAGCAGGAGACAGUAACUCACCUGGAGCAAAGCCUUUCUGAGGCCAUGGAGGCCCUGAAUCGUGAGCAGGAAAGUGCCAGACUACAGCGACGGGAGAGAGAGGCACUGGAAGAAGAAAGGCAAGCUCUGACUCUGAGCUUGGAGCUAGAACAGCGGAGGGCCCGGGCCUUGCAGGAAGAACGGGAUGAGGCUCAGGCUGGGCGACUCACUGAGCACCGGCAGUUAGAAACCCUCCAGGCAACCCUAGAAGAAGAACGGAAGACCUGGACCCAGCAAGAACAACAGCUCAAGGAGCAUUACCAGGCACUGCAGGAGGAGAGCCAGGCACAGCUGGAAAGGGAGAAGGGGAACACCCAGAGGGAAGCCCAGGUGGCCCGGGAGGCCAAGCAGCAGCUGACAUUGGUGCAGUCUGAGAUACGACGGCUGGAAGAAGAGCUGGAUACAGCUCGGAGGGAGAGAGAUGCCCUGCAACUGGAGAUGAGCUUGGUGCAGGCCCGGUAUGAAAGCCAGAGGAUCCAGAUGGAAUCAGAGCUGGCUGUUCAGCUGGAGCAGAGGGUGACAGAGCGGCUGGCACAGGCGCAGGAGAGCAGUCUGCGGCAGGCAGCCUCCCUGAGGGAACAUCACAGGAAGCAACUACAAGACCUAAAUGGACAGCACCAGCAGGAACUGGCUGCACAGUUGGCUCAGUUCAAGGUGGAAAUGGCAGAACGAGAGGAGAGGCAGCAGCAGGUGGCUCAGGAUUAUGAGCUCAGACUGGCUCGGGAGCACGCAAGAGUGCAAGAGCUGCAGAGUGGCCACCAGCAGCUGGAGGAGCAUCGGGUAGAACUGGUGGAGCGGCUCCAGGCUAUGCUGCAUGCGCACUGGGAGGAGGCAAGCCAGCUGCUCAGCACCACCACCCUGCCUCCCAACCCCCCGGUUCCUACCACCAACCCCUCUAGCCCUGGGCCUCAGGAAGCAGGGAAAGGGGAGAGGAGGGUGUGGAACAUACCUCCAGUGGCUGUGGCCUUGAAGCCUGUGUUACAGCAGAGCCGAGACGUAAGGGAUGAGGACCCUGGAGUGCCGCAUGUUCUCUGCAGCUCCUCCUCAGAUCUUAGCCUCCUGUUGGGUCCUACUUUCCAGAGCCAGCAUUCCUUCCAGCCCCUGGAGCCAAAGCCAGAUCUCCCUCCAUCCUCAGCUGGGGCCUUCUCUGGGGUUGGGGCCUUCCAUUCUGACCACAGAGCAGAACGGCCUUUCCCUGAGGAAGAUCCUGGGUCUGAUGGGGAUGGCUUCCUAAAGCAAGGGUUGCGGCCCCCUUCUCAGUUGGAGGGCCUCAAGAACUUUUUGCACCAGCUGCUGGAGGCAGUACCCCAGAACAGUGAGAACCCCUCAGCUGACCUGCUGCCCACUAAGUCUGGUCCCUUGACUGUACCAUCUUGGGAGGAAACUCCUCAAGUUCCACGCCUUCCUCCCCCUGUCCAUAAAACCAAAGUGCCUUUAGCCAUGGCAUCUAGUCUUUUCCGGGUCCAUGAGCUGCCCUCAACCCAUUCACAGAGCAGUGGGCUUAGGGGUAGCUCUCCAGAAAGAGGUAGAGAUGGACUUGCAUCUCCAAGACAGCUUAUGGAAGUAUCUCAGCUCUUACGACUGUACCAGGCUCGUGGCUGGGGAGCACUUCCUGCUGAGGAUCUCCUGCUGUACCUGAAGAGACUGGAUCACAGUGGGACUGAGAGCCAAGGGGAGAAUGUCCCCAGAAGGAGCACAGAAUCUCGCAUGGGUGACAUCCCCAGGAAGGAGAUUCCUUCUCAGGUUCUCCCUCGCCGUCUUGCUACAGUCCCUAAAACAGAAAAGUCUCAAACUCGGAAGAAAAGUGGCCAUCCUGCUCCAAGUACCAUGAGAAGUCGGGGAGGCAUCUGGAGAUAAGCCACUUUGCCUUUCUCCUCUUUGUUCUCACUACUAUUAUUAUAAUAAAUUCCAGUCUGUAGUAGAGUCGUAGGAAUUUGGAAAAUGAGAUUUGACAGGAAACUGCUUUGUAAUGAAACCUCAUGUGGUUUUAUGUUAUAUAUUUCUAUUUUGUAUUCUCUGGAAAAAGACGUGUUUUGAAAGAAAAUGGUCUACAGUUAGCUUUUAGCAUUUUUGUGAGCUAUGAUGCACUAUUUCUACUAAGAGUAAAACCUACAGAGUCAUAGGUCCUGUUGGUUGUGGACUUACAGAUGAUGAUUACUUUUUUCUUUAUAUAUUUUAGUAUAUCCCAAAUUUCCCAAAAUAAGUAUGUAUUAUUUAAUUAGAAAAAAACCAAAAUUCUAAUAAAAAUGAAAUUUUACAUAAGGAAUCUGAGAAAAAUUUGAUUAUUGGGAAGAUAACUUCCUCUUUCAGAAUCAGAUUAAUUCUUUUAGAUUGCACUAGUGGGAUUCUGACAGAUUCUGCUGUAGUCAGCGUAUAUAUUAUGGUUGUAGUCUUCACUUUUAUAGCACUAAAAUAUAUACAAGACAUCCAAAUGUUGGCAAGAAAAAAAGCAGUGAUUGUAAGAAUUUCCACUCUAAUGCCAGAAUGAGUUACUAGAGAAUAGUACUAGAAAGGAAAAUAACAUCAGUGUGAAACUAAGAAAAGACUUAAUAUCAUAACACCUGAAAAAUGCAUAGUAUAACUUAAAUUAAGCUGUAGACUGACGUGUGGGAACCCACACAUAGCUACCCAGCUCUAGAACACAAAACAGGGUGGUGAUGAUGGCAAACUUGACAGUUUACUAAUUCGAUGAGGUGGUGACGUCUUUCUAUUUGCCCGAGUUGCUUGGUUAGCUUGAAAAUAAAUUGGGUUGCCAGAAAAGUCAUGAUGUAUUUUUCUUUUCUUUUUUUUCAAAGAUUUUAUUUAUUUAUUAAUGAGAAAGUUAGGAGGAAAAAACCAGACAUCACUCUGGAACAACAUGCUGCUGGGAAUCAAACUCAGGACCUCAUGCUUGAGAGUCUAAUGCUUUAUCCACUGCAUCACCUCCUUGAUAACUCAUGAUACUUUUUUUUUUAGAUAUAUUUUUAACAUUUUUAUUUUAUUUUAUUUAUUUAUUCCCUUUUGUUGCCCUUGUUGUUUUAUUGUUGUAGUUAUUAUUGUUGUUGUCGUUGUUGGAUAGGACAGAGAGAAAUGGAGAGAGGAGGGGAAGACAGAGAGGAGGAGAGAAAGAUAGACACCUGCAGACCUGCUUCACCGCUUGUGAAGUGACUCCCCUGCAGGUGGGGAGCCGGGGUUCGAACCGGGAUCCUUAUGCCGGUCCUUGUGCUUUGCGCCACCUGCGCUUAACCCACUGCACUACAUCCCGACUCCCAUCAUGAUACUUUUUUAUGCACAAAUGUGUUAUAACUUUUCUGACAAUCUAAUACAUGAUAGGAUAUAGACUCACUUGAUGAUGCAUGUUAGUAGAUCUUUACAUUUUAUUUCAUCCAACUAAAAGUAACUUUCCAGCUUUUUUUCUUUUUUUUUUUCUUUUUAAUAUUUUAUUUCAUUUUUGAGAGAGAUGCAGAGAGAGAGACACAGAGAAAUACCAAAGGACUACUUAGCUCUGGUUUCUGGUGGUCGUGGGGGAUUGAACUUGGGACUUUGGAGCCUCAGGCAUGAGAGUCUCUUUGCAUAACCAUUAUGCUAUCUCCCCCGCCUUCCAACUUUCCAGUCUUAAUGCAGAGGAAGAGGAAAAGGAAAAAAGAUAAUCACAUAUGAGUGACUGGGAGCUUGUGCAGUGGGUGGAGCCAUGUGCUUGUGUAUAUGAGCUUCUGAGUUAGAGUGUCAGCAUUACAUAUGCCAGAGUUACAUAUGCUCUGUUUUUUUUCUCUCUUUCAUGUUAAUAGAUAAAUCCUUUUUUUUUUUUUUUUCAAUAUGCACACAUGACCCAGAGAUAUGUUGGCUCUCUCUGACCUGUGUAGCUUGGUCACCUGUCUCACCCAGGGCUGCUCUUACUGGCAAAGAAAAUAUAACAAUAUACAAAUUCAUGCAAGAGUAAUACCAAUUUCAACUUUAUUUGCUGAUUUAUUUUUUUACCUCAAGUGCAUAAAAUGUAUUAGACUAUGAUCUGUAACUCACUUUCAUUAUUAGUAGGAGACGAUUUUAUACUAUUAACACUUAUCUACUCACUUUUUUUUAUGAGAGAAGAGAGAGAGAGAUGGGGAGACUGGUGGUAGCACAGCAGGUUAAGCACACAUGGCGCAAAGCACAAGGACGGCUGUAAGGAUCCUGGUUCAAGCCCUGCCAGGCUAGCGUGAGGGGGUGCUUCUUCCUGGGCAUGUGCUCUCUGGCUUGGAGAGAACUCGACUGGAGCCAACCUGGGAUGCUGCUUACUCAGCGACAUGGGAGAGAGAAGAGACCAGGAACUCAUGGCAGAGCAGGAAUGCAAUGCAGCGCCUUUAUUGAUCAGAGACAACUGCCUUUAUAUCUUAGAAACCAGAAGUGGCAGAUUGGAAAAGGAAAUGGCUAGGAGAUGGGGUGGAGAAAAGAGUGCGAAGGCAAAACAAUGAUUAUGUAAAUAGACCACAGCAUCAAGCAAUGGAGCAGGGGGGAGCUGGCAUAAUGCCCAACAGCCCCCGGCUCCCCACCUGCAGGGGAGUCACUUCACAAGCAGUGAAGCAGGUCUGCAGGUGUCUGUCUUUCUCUCCCCCUCUCUGUCUUCCCCUCCUGUCUCCAUUUCUCUCUGUCCUAUCCAACUACAACGACAUCAGUAACAACAAUAGCUACAACCAUAAAACAACAAGGGCAACAAAAGGGAAAAUAAAUAUUUUUUAAAAGUGUUAAAAAAGAGAGAGAGGGAGAGAGAAAUGAACUCUAGCAUAUGGUGGUGAUGGGAAUUGAACUUUCAGUCUCAGAUAUACCAGUUAUGACCAGUGCUCAUAAGAGUCUGUCCUAUCUCCUAGGACUGGGGGUAAGGAUUGACCUACCAAUGCCCAUGUCCAGUGGACAAGCAAUUACAGAAACCAGAACUUCUACCAUCUGUUACCCCAAAAUUUUUUUGGGCGCAUAUUUUUUUUUUUGCACAGCAGGAGAGAAACAAUGGGGGAAGACGACCAGAUGGCUAACUCCCAACUCUGCCAGGACCCAGAGAGAGAAGAGGAUAAAGGGGGGAACAUUUUGAAAGUAAUAGGUGUAGAUGUGACUUAGAAAGGAAAUGGAAGGACCAUUUAAAAAAGGGGAGGAGGGGAUAAAUAUAUACAAAUAUAGGCAGAUAGUUACAGAAUUAAUAGUGGGGCCGGGCGGUAGUGUUCCGGCUUAAGAGCACAUAGCGCCAAGCGCAGGGACCAGCGUAAGGAUCCAGGUUUGAGCCCCCGGCUCCCCACCUGCAGGGGGGUCGCUUCACAAACGAUGAAGGAGGUCUGCAGGUGUCUACCUUUCUCUCCCCUUUCCUGUCUUCCCCUCCUCUCAAUUUCUCUCUGUCCUAUCCAGCGGCAGCAACAACAACGAUAGUGGCCACCAGGUGUGGGCACCUACCCCCAGUGAUAAUGCUGGAGGCAAAAAGAAAGAAAGAAAAAAUAG
Erinaceus europaeus (western European hedgehog) is the source of this 7093-nucleotide messenger RNA. It is a transcript of the gene CNTROB, whose product is annotated as centrobin, centriole duplication and spindle assembly protein. Gene Ontology annotation, cellular component: centriole; centrosome. Bases 800 to 3511 code for a protein of 903 amino acids. Gene Ontology annotation, biological process: centriole replication; mitotic cytokinetic process; regulation of cilium assembly. The record is from RefSeq and is a predicted model, not a curated record. NCBI's taxonomy places the organism in Eukaryota, Metazoa, Chordata, Mammalia, Eulipotyphla, Erinaceidae. The transcript is spliced from 20 exons.